AAAACAAAUGCUUCCUUACCUUAUCCUCAUCACCAAUUAUCAUUUCUUUAGCCCACAUUCACUUUCUUGCCAAAAAUGAAGAGGGAAGGUCGCCAACAUGGUAUGGUUAGGACCUACCGGAUCCUCCCAGCUCCGUGGAAUCCGAGACCAGGACCCCGGUUCGUUCAACGUUUCGAUUCGCCCCCGACUGCCGGAUUGUUCACCAAGGUGGCCGUGAGGCCUACUAACCAUUCCAAGUUUACCGGACGGUGUGGUAGGCCACGGUGCCUAGGGUGUCACAUGCACCCGGCUUGUAAGUCCAAGGACAAGACCAAGGGUAGUCACAAGUUAAGGUCCAGUGAUGAUAUGGUCACAGACUAUAGGUUGAAAACUUGGAGGGUUGUUGAUGGGCGGCCUGGUUUGAACUUAUCAGGGUUUUCUGCCACAAGGAUUUUGGACCACUUGGACGAUGACUAUGAAGAUUAUGAAGGUAAUGAUGAUUACAUAGAAGAUAAUGAUCAUGAUUAUGACUAUGAUAAUGACAAUGAUGAUGAUGAUUAUGAUGAUGAUAAUAGAUGUGAUCUCGAUGGUUUCCAAGAAAUAGAAAAAGAAGGUGAGAUCGAAGAAAAUAUUGUUAAUGAUGAUGACAAAAAUAAAGGCGAUUAUGUCGACGAUGAUGAAGUGAAAUUUGUUUUGGAUCAAGAUUUGGAAGAAGAAGGUUGGUGUUUGGUCGGAUAAAUUUCACGGUCAAUUUCACAUGUUGUACCCAAAAUGUCAAAUAUAUUAUUGGUUUUAAUAUUUGUGUAAGGUUGUAACUUAGCGGCCAUAAUUUAUUAUCAAUGGCUUCCUUGUAUUCACAGCCAUGUGAAUGUUCAAGUUCAUUUAAGCCUUAUCACUUCUUAUUCAUAGGGCAUGGAUUUGGAAGAAUAAUAGAAAAAGGGAAUAAAAGUUUCAUUUGAUAAAGUU
Theobroma umbraticum is the source of this 945-nucleotide messenger RNA. RefSeq lists its product as uncharacterized. NCBI's taxonomy places the organism in Eukaryota, Viridiplantae, Streptophyta, Magnoliopsida, Malvales, Malvaceae. The record is from RefSeq and is a predicted model, not a curated record.